Geodia barretti is the source of this 555-nucleotide messenger RNA. NCBI's taxonomy places the organism in Eukaryota, Metazoa, Porifera, Demospongiae, Tetractinellida, Geodiidae. The record is from the annotation of a GenBank genome assembly.
AUGAUGAUUAACUCGGCUCUCGGCAUCAUCGGCUAUCCCAUCGGCCACUCCAUAUCGCCUCGGUUCCAGCAGGCUGGGCUGGAUUACCUCUCGGUGGAUCACCGUUAUCUGCCCCACGAGGUGCAUCCCGACCAGGUCGCGGAUUUCGUCGCAUCCCUGCGUGCCGACGCCGUGCGGGGCAUCAACGUCACCGUGCCGCACAAAGAGACGGUCAUGCCCUUCCUGGACGAGAUCGACGAAUGGGCGGCUGAGGCGGGAGCCGUAAACACCAUCGUCAACCGCGGCGGCCGUCUCGUCGGCUACAACACCGACGGCUACGGUUUCCUCCGCGCCCUCCGUGAGUCUGCCGGGCUUGAUCCCCGCUGGCAAACGCGCUUUGAUCCUGGGCGCGGGGAGGCGCAUUCCGCGGGAGCCUCAACCUUGGGCGGCAUCUCCAUGCUGGUGUACCAGGGCGCCGCGUCUUUCGAGCUGUGGCUGGAAAGGCCCGCGCCUGUCUCCGUUAUGAUGGACGCUGCCAUGUCCGCAAUGCGUGAGCGCGAAGCCCUGGCACAAUGA